Molecule: messenger RNA, 1729 nt
Organism: Nicotiana attenuata
Lineage: Eukaryota; Viridiplantae; Streptophyta; Magnoliopsida; Solanales; Solanaceae
Exons: 6
Coding region: 275-1090 (271 amino acids)
Molecular function (GO): protein binding
Source: RefSeq, a predicted model, not a curated record
UGUCUCGUGUUAGUCCCACUUAUCCUCAGCGAGAGAAAGAAAAAAAAAAAAACAAUUUAUCCAAAUUGAAGCUCAUCCCGUAAAUUCCGACCUACCUCAAAUUGGAUGCACGACAACGACAAGCACCCCCAAUAUUCGUAAUUUAAUCCCGAACACAGAUACUGGAUAAACAUAAACUAUCCCACUUUUAUGUCAAUAGAUUCUCCUUCAAAAACUUUGCUGGAUAUUUUUCUUCGAGCAAAAAGAUCUGAAACAGGUUAAUUUUCAUCGCCAAAUGCAGUCACUUAGUUUUAAUCUUAAUGCCGGAACGAAAGUGUCAUGGCCUGGUCGAUUUAACCAGGGAGAUGGAAGUAAGCAACAAAUUCACAUCAGAGGAAAUGUGAAGAUGUUUAGAAUCAUGGCGUGUGCGCCUGAGAUGAAUAGUGGUGCAGAGAGCCAGAGUUCUAGUCCCAGUCCAAGUGAGAGUUCCUUCCUUUCCCGUAGCCAGACCUAUGCACUUUUGAAACAGCAAAUGGAAGUCGCCACCAAAUCUGAGGACUACAAGCAGGCGGCGAGACUUCGUGAUUCAUUGAAAAUAUUUGAGGAUGAAGAACCUGUUUUGCGGCUUAGGAGAUUGUUGAAAGAGGCUAUUGCAGAAGAGAGGUUUGAGGAUGCAGCGAGGUACCGUGAUGAGUUAAAGGAUGUGGCUCCACAUUCUCUCUUGAAAUGUUCGAGUGACGCAACAACACUGGGUAUCAGGGUUCAAGUUAGAAGCGUGUAUAUAGAAGGUCGAAGUCAUCCUUCAAAAGGCCUUUAUUUUUUUGCUUAUAGAAUAAGAAUUACCAACAACUCAGAUCGUCCUGUUCAGCUUCUGAGAAGGCACUGGAUCAUCACUGAUGCUAAUGGAAAAACAGAAAAUGUCUGGGGGAUUGGUGUCAUUGGUGAACAACCGGUAAUACUUCCCAACACUGGUUUUGAAUACUCGUCUGCAUGCCCAUUAGGAACUCCAAGUGGAAGAAUGGUCCAUCACAAGGAAAAUGAAAAUCGCGAUUUGCUUUAUCCUACAUACAGACUGCGCACUCAUUCUUCUGCUCCUUUCAAUCAAGUCUAGAGGAUGAAGUUAGUGGUGAGAAAACAGGAAGAAUACGGAAUUUAGAACAUUCUCAAAUGCUUCUCUUAUAAACCUAGCACUUACUAAUACGUUCUGUAAAAUAUUUGCUAAGUGCUGCAUGCUUAAAAUUGGUUACUUCACUAAUUUCUGAUUGUCAUCUUAGCUUAAAAUAGCUUAACUUCACUAGUUGUCAUAUUUCUGUGUAUUCCUUUUUCUGGAUCAAGAUGAAUUGAUACACUUGUUUAAAUUGAAUAGCAGUGAUUGGAACUGGGAUGAAAAAAUUUCAGUUUUAUGGUUAUCAGGAUUCAAUUUGGAACAGGAGAUGUUAAAGAGAACUGAUUUUUCUGAGGUGCCAAGUAGUUAAAAACUAGGAUCUAUUCAAUUUUGUGUUUUAGUGGCACCAUGUUUUAAUAGAAUUAUACUCCUAAUAUUUUGGAGACCUACUAUUAGAUCCUUCUGAGUUUCUAUAAAAACUGUAAUUAGUGAUGGGCUUUAAUGGCUGCGAAACUUGCAAGAAGUCUCUCUGUGUCUUAUUCUUGAUCUGGAUUUGCAUUCAAUUGUCAUCAGUCGUUCUGGUUUUGAAAUUACCUACCUUCUCGGGUUCCCUCCCUUUAUCUCUGUUCCUGCAAUUUCUGACAU